AUGGCUGUAGUUAUGAAGAAAUACAGGGGCAUAGGGGCUGAGGAAGGAGUGCUCUUUGGGGAACUAGAGAAACACGAGGUAACCAAGACUCCCCGGUACCUUUGCCUCCUGAUUUGCACUUCCCUGCUGGCUCCGGCAGCACUUCUUCUUGCCUUUGACAUAAAAAACUUACAUCUCUGCAAUGGCACACUGGAUGAAAUUAUGAAUCUUCACCCAGAGUCCUUCCCGCUUGAUAAGGAUGACAAACAUGCUCGACAGGUCAGAGACAUUGCCCCUCAUCCACCAGUGGCUCAUGGCUGGCCCAAGGACUGCAGUGAGAUCCCUGCAGGUAGCCGCAGUGGUGUCUACAUCAUCCAGCCAAAAGGACUCCACCAGCUCGUGGUGUACUGUGAAAUGAAUGUGACAAAUGGGGGCUGGACGGUCAUCCAGAGGAACCAGAAAGACACAGCUGUCACCUGGGCUGAGUCCUGGAGCACCUAUAAAUAUGGCUUUGGGAACGUGCGCAGUGAGUACUGGCUGGGCACCGAGUACAUUCAUCAGAUUGCCAAGCAGAAGGUCUACCAGGUCAGAUUUGUCAUCUGGGAUACCAAAAAUAACAUCAAAUUUGCAGACUACAACCUCUUCAGUGUGGAAGAUGAGUCCCAUGGCUACCGGUUGAGGCUGGGCUCCUACACAGGGACAGCAGGGGAUGCCAUGACUUCAGACAAUCCCAACACUAUGCAUGACAACAUGAAGUUUUCCACAAAAGAUCGGGAUCAGGAUACUUACAGUAAGAACUGUGCCUACAGCUAUGAGGGUGGGUGGUGGUACUCGGCAUGUUAUUCUGUACGGCUGAAUUUCAAGGGUGGCAUGACAUGGGGUAGCCUGUGUAAAGGGGACUGCAAAUCCUCCCUUAUCCUCAUCAAACCAGCUCCAUACUGUUAGUGCUUCUUCCCCCUCCUGUAUGCACUGGGUGCUCUCAAAGGCU
Molecule: messenger RNA, 967 nt
Organism: Oxyura jamaicensis (ruddy duck)
Lineage: Eukaryota; Metazoa; Chordata; Aves; Anseriformes; Anatidae
Product: fibrinogen-like protein 1-like protein
Exons: 4
Coding region: 1-924 (307 amino acids)
Source: RefSeq, a predicted model, not a curated record